AUGAUUGAUGAGAUUUCGUUGUUGGGAAGAUUUAAUUAUCUGAAAACAGAGAUAAGAUAUAGGAAGUCAAGAUUUAGUGGAUUUUGGUUGUAUCCAUCAAUAGUAAUAUCGAUUGCAUUUGAUAUGAGUAUAAUAAAUAUUGGAGUAGUUUUGAUAACAUUGGUAUUAGCAGCUAUUUAAAAAAAUCAUAAUAAAAAAAUUUAUUUCUUAAGAGUAUGAAAAUCAAACUUAGUAAUAGGUUCUGUUAUUAUUUCCAGAAUUACUUCUUAAAAAUUAGAACCAUGCAUAGUUGAGUUCAUUUUUAUUAAAUUAAAUAUUUGUACCUGAAUGGAGUACUUAAAUAUUAUUUUAAUUGAUUUUGGUAAGAUCUUUGAAUGGAUUAUAUUUUGGAUUUGGGUUAGUAAUGAUGUCUAGAUAUUUAGAGAUAGUGAAACGAAGAUUUUUUAUAUAAUUUAAUAUUAAGAAAUAUGAAUAGUAUGAAAAGUAAUAUGUAUUAGAGAAAUUGCCAAUAGAGAUAUUUAUCAUAAAUAGUGAAGGAAAUAUGUUGUAUAGUAAUAAUAAAGUAAAAUAAUUUGAGAAUGAAUUAAAAUGGAAAUUGAGUAAUGCAAUUCGUAAGAAGAAAAUGAGUAAGUUAACAAUAAAGAGUAAAUAAUACAUGUUAGAAUAAUAUGAUAAUGAUUUUAUAUUGACAUAGGAAUAAUUUGGUUGUGGUGAUGUAGAAUUAUUUACAAAGCUAUCAUAAUAGAUAGAUUAUUUAUACAAUUUGUUAUGUUAGGAUUAUUAGAAGUGGAAUAAUUUAAGAGCAUUAAAGGUGGUUAAGGAGAGUGAUUUAAGUAUAUUAGGAUAAUGUACAACAGAUUGUAGAUUAUUGAAAUAACAAAUAGAUAUGAUAAAUUUGUUGAAUCAUGAUUGUAAAUAGAUAACAUAUUCAUGGUUAGAGAAAGACGAGUUUUUUUGUAAGUAAAUUGUUUGAUUUAGUGAAGAACUAUGUAGUGAAUGUAAUUGAAUCAAUGGUGAAUAGACUAUAAGAACAUUAUAGUUUAAUCUAAUUAGAAUUUGAGGAUGGUAUUCCUGAAAAACUGUUAGGAAAUAAAAAUGCAAUAAUGUAUGGUUUAUAUGCAUUUUUGAGAAGUGCAUUGUUAGUGGAAUAGAAAUCAGAUAUAUUGACUAUCAAUGUUAGAAUAGCUUAAGUCUAUUUGGAUAAGUCUGAAUAUGAUUUAGAGAUUUCAAUAAGUUAUCCAUGUUCAAAUAAAUAAAUGAAAUUAUAUUGUUAGGAUGAAUAUGAAAAUGAGAAUGAAAGGCUAUUACUAUACAUGAUUAAUUAAUGUAAAUAAUUACUAUCUAUUGAUUAUAAAACAGAUGGAGAUAAUAUUAUAAUUUUAUUGAUUACUAAAGUUUAAUUAGGUAAAAGGAGUGAUAAAUCAUGUGACAAUAUAUAAAUGGUAGAUUUAACAUUUACUAAAAAUGUUAUAGAUCUUAAUCAUUACUUUUGGAAUGCCAAGAGAUUUGUUUCACCAAUAAUCACUUUUGAUAAAUCAUUGAGAUCACCUCUUUAAAAAUAAACAGCCAAAUUUAAUAAUCCAGAUUCUUUGGCAUCAACUAUUUAAUUGAAAUCUAUUCCAUAAGUUUCUGCUGCUAAUUCUAAUGUAUUGUCUCUUGAAAAUACCUUAAUUGACAACUAAGAUAUUUUUAAAUAAGUUGAAAAUGUUAUCAAAUAUACUGUUCAAUUCCCUUUAAUAUAAGAUGAAAUUAUUAAAUUACUUUAAUAAACAUUAUAAGUAGCUUAUAAUGAAGGCAUUUUAGAUCACAAUAAAACUAUACUUGAUAUAGGAUAUCGUCAUAUUUAAAAUGAUAAAAUAAGUUAAAUUAGUAUUAGAUCAGAUACUUAAUUUGUAUAAGAUUAUUUAGAUUAAUUAAAUGAUCAUUACGAUAUUUAAGCCAAUAAAAAAAAUACUUAACCUAAAUAAUUUAUUACUCCAUAAUUAAAACCUAGAUAAUUAUAAAGAUUUGAUUAAUUAAGAGGAUAACCCUAAUAUCUAAUGAAUAAAAAGAAGAAAUAAGUGAAUAAAUCUAUUUUGGGUAGAAAAAAUUAAGAUUAAAAAUAAUUAAGUGUUCUUUUCAGUCCUUGUGUAAUGAGCAGAUUUAGAAAUAAUUUAGUUUCUAUAGUUUAAAAAUCUAAACCUUAGUUAUCUAAUUUGAAUGAUAAUAAUGGUAUAUUUAAUAAAUUACUUAGAUUUUAAAUUUAAUCUUAAAGUAGGAGAACAUAGAAUAAGAAAGUAAUAAAGAAAAUGGUCUAACAAAAUUAGAUUAGAUGAAUUACCUUAAUAGUAGCCAAAUAUUCUAUGUUUAAUACCAAAUACUUAAUAUAUUUAAGUAGCUUAAAGAUUUGGUAAUAGUAUGUAUGGAGAUUAAAUGAUAGGAGAACCAAUAAUAACAUAUUCUGUUUCAGAAUUGAUUAGCAUAUAUAAAUAACAUUUUAAUGAAGGUAAACAAUUUUCAUUCAUAAUGAUUUACAUUCAUAAAAUAAGUGAAAUAGAAGAAUUGAGUAUAGCUGUACAAAGUAAUGAAAAUUAGUGGUCUUAAGAUCCUGAUUUUAAAAAAACAGUAAUGAUUGGAAUUUACAAUUAAACAUAACUUAAUAAAAAUCUAUAUCAAUAUCUUAAAUAUACAAUUCCACUGAGUCAAGAUGCAGAAUAAUUAGCUAAAUCAAAAGAAUGGAUAGCAUAAAUAAGUAAAUGA
Molecule: messenger RNA, 2739 nt
Organism: Paramecium sonneborni
Lineage: Eukaryota; Ciliophora; Oligohymenophorea; Peniculida; Parameciidae
Source: the annotation of a GenBank genome assembly